GUCAGCAAGGAUCUCCCUAGUGGUCACCAUUGUUUGUUAAUUCUUCUUGUUUUUUCGCAUUGUUCAAUAAAAAGCUUUACCUUAAAAGAAAAAUAAUUGAGAUGGAAUCGAUAAAAUUAAUACCUCUCGAAGAAGAACUGAAAAGAAAUCCAGAAUUGAAUUUAUCGGAUAUAAAAUCUUUGAGAGAGUGGCUGAAUAAGCAGCCCCAUUUGCCGGCCAUGACGGAUAGCGAGUUGGCCCUAUUUUUGCAUAGUAAUUAUUACCGAUUGGAGCCGACGAAAUCCACGAUCGAUACGUUUUACAGCGUCAGAACGCACGUGCCGGAAUUUUUCGAUGGCAGAGAUCCUCUGAACGAUCCAGGACUCGAGCAAAUAAUGAAAGUAGUUUUAAACAUGCCAUUGGAACGAUCGACCAAGGACGGCUAUCGCGUCAUUUACGGAGCUCUGCAGGAUUUCGACGCGAGCCAUUACGAUUACACCUUGAACAUGAAGCUCUUUGCCAUGGUCAUGGACCUGUGGCUCUAUACCGAGGGCACGACCAAAGGCCACGUCAUAAUUAUCGAUCUCAAGGGCCUGGUAAUGGGCCACUUGGCUCACUUCAGCCCGAUGGCCCUGAAAAAGUUUCUCUAUUAUUUGCAAGAGGGCCUGCCGGUCAGGCUCAAGGGUUUUCACUUUUUCAAUACGAAUCCCGUCAUGGAUCUGCUCAUGAACAUCAUGCGUCCCUUCAUGAAGAAAGAAUUGCUCGAUGUCCUUCACUUGCAUCAAAAGGUCGAAGGCAUCGAGGCCUUCAACAUCCCCGUGGAUAUACUGCCGAACGAGUCCGGAGGCAAAGCGGGACCCCAAAGAGAGCUGUUUGCGACCGAGGCCGACAAAUUGAGGCAACAUCGUGACUGGUUUCUGCAGGACGAAAAAACUAAGAGGGUCGACGAGUCGAAGCGGCCCGGCAAGGCGAAAUCUGCCAAUGAUCUUUUUGGCGUUGAAGAAACGAUGAGCAAGAUGGAUAUCUACGUGACGUUCGAGGAGGAAUUGAAGAAGAAUCCGGAGUUGCGCAAGUCCGACAUCCAAGCCCUGCGAGAUUGGUACGAGAAGCAGCCUCACCUGCCGAAGAUCCGCGACAGCGAGCUGGCCUUGUUUUUGCACAGCAAUUACUAUCGCAUGGAACCCACGAAGAUAACGCUCGACACGUUCUACACGAUUAGGACGCACGUGCCGGAAUUUUUCGGCAAUCGAGACCCCGUCGGUUCGAAGGAGCUCCGAACCACCUUCAAAGUCGCAUCCACCAUACCGCUGGAAAAACCGACGCGCGAUGGCUACAAGGUCUUGUUCGCCAAGCUCAUCGAUUACGACCCCUCCAAGUACAACUACUACGACAACAUGAAGUUCUUUAAUAUGAUUCUCGAUCUGUGGAUGUACAGCGAGGGCACCAUGAAGGGCCACAUCAUUCUCAUCGACGUGAACAACGUCACUCUGGGUCACGCGGCUCGCUUGAAUCCGAUCGGCUUGAAGAAAUUUUUAGUUUAUUUGCAGGAGGGAUUGCCGGUCAGGCUCAAGGGUUUGCACUUCAUGAACACGAAUCCCGUGAUGGACGUCAUCUUGAACAUGAUGAAACCUUUCAUGAAGAAGGAACUCAUGGAUGUGCUGCACUUGCACUCGUCGCUCGAGAGUCUGGAUAAGCACAUACCUUUGGAAAUUUUACCGAACGAGCUUGGUGGCAAGGCCGGAGCAUUGGCGGAUAUGCAUCAAGCUCAACUGGCAAAACUCGAGGCGCAUCGUGACUGGUUCUUGAACGACGAGGCCAAGUCUCGCGUCGACGAGAGCAAGCGCCCGGGCAAAGCCAAGUCCGCUACCGAUUUGUUCGGCGUCGAGGGAAGUUUCAAGAAACUCGAUAUCGAUUGAUUGAUUUAUUUGCCAAAGAGUCGAAUAAAAUAUACUCUGCAUAGAUGAAAUAAUCAUCAUUACUUCGUAUCAA
Trichogramma pretiosum is the source of this 1968-nucleotide messenger RNA. RefSeq lists its product as uncharacterized. Gene Ontology annotation, cellular component: membrane. NCBI's taxonomy places the organism in Eukaryota, Metazoa, Arthropoda, Insecta, Hymenoptera, Trichogrammatidae. Gene Ontology annotation, molecular function: phosphatidylinositol bisphosphate binding. The transcript has 6 exons. Bases 102 to 1895 code for a protein of 597 amino acids. The record is from RefSeq and is a predicted model, not a curated record.